UUUAGGAGAAGUGUUUUUUAGUGCUUGAACUCGCAAAUUGGCAGACUUUUUGAGGGGCGAAAGAAAGCAACAGGUUGCUGCAGAGCUCGUGCGAGAGCGUCGCCGGGAUCGGUGCGGAACAGUUGUUGUCGGACCGUCGCAACGAUUACGACACAGAGUCAAUCAGCACGCACGCUGCUAACAAAUUUGAGAGCGCGCGUCUCUUCGAGAAUUGCCAAAUAAGAUGCAGCUGUGGCUGAGGAUUUCCAUGCUGCUCUGCUCGUUCGGUUUUCUGCGCGAGCUGCGACCCUCGGAGCCGUACGUGACCGAAUAUUUGGCCGGCGAUUGGCGCAAUCUGACCUCCGAACAGAUCUACCAGCAGGUGUAUCCCUUUGGCACCUACUCGGUGCUGGCCCUGCUGGUGAUCGUGUUCCUCAUCACGGAUCUGUUGCGCUACAAGCCCAUCAUUGUGCUGUCCUCUGUGGCGGGCAUUGUGCUGUUUGUGCUGCUGCUGUGGACGCGCAGCCUGCUGGAGCUGCAGUUAGCCCAGCUGUUCUUUGGCUUCUUCAUGGCCGCCGAGGUGGCCUACUAUACGUACAUCUAUGCCAAGGUCGAUCGGGCACGUUAUCAGAUCGUCACCGGGCAUACGCGUGCCGCAAUUUUGGGUGGCAAAUUUCUGGGCGGCAUUGUUGCCCAGCUGCUCGUCUCAACGGACUGCAUGAACUUUCGCCAGCUGCACUACAUCUCGCUGGCCACACAGAUUAUAUCGCUGCCCAUUGCCCUGCUGCUGCCGAGUGUGCCGCGCAGCGUUUACUUCUAUGCGGUGAAGGAUUCGCCGGCGCAGCUGGAAAAUGAGAAUGCGAAAAUGGCGGCGCCAAAGUUUUCGCUGAGAAACGCGUGCAGCCUGCUCUGGUAUCAUUUGGUCUCCUCCUAUACGAAUCCCAUUGUGCUCAUGUGGAGCAUCUGGUGGGCAUUGGCCAUUUGCGGCCAGGUGCAGGUCAUCUCGUACAUACAGUUCCUGUGGAAGGAGCUGGCGCCGUUGCAUCAGAGCAACUACAAUGGCGGCGUCGAGGCGGUGGCCACACUUCUGGGCGCCAUCGGAGCCAUCCUUGCCGGCAUGCUGAACAGCAACAGUCGCCGCAGCUUUUAUAUGCUGCUCAAUUCGGUGUGUGCGGCCAUAUUGGGUGUGCUAAUGCUGCUCGCGGCCUGCUGCAACAGCGUCUGGUUGGCGUACGUCAGCUAUGCGAUCUUCUGUGCCAUCUUCUUCUUUAUCAUCACCGUGGCAGCUGCCGUUGUGGCCGAGAAUCUGGUGGACGACAGCUUCGGGCUGGUGUUUGGCAUCAAUACGCUGGUGGCGCUUGUCUUGCAAUCGAUAUUAACUGUUGUUGUGCUGACCGACACGGGCUUUGGCCUGCCGCCAAAGAAGCAGUAUAUUGUUUAUGGCAGCUACUUUUUGGUUUUGUCUGCAGUUUACCUGCUGCUGCAGCUGCUACUAAAGAUCUUUGCCAGAAAGUCUCCGGCGGCGUGAUGAAAUAAAAUACCACUCGAAUAUCCUUAA
Messenger RNA from Drosophila virilis, 1537 nucleotides. RefSeq names its product thiamine transporter 1. Gene Ontology annotation, cellular component: plasma membrane. Gene Ontology annotation, biological process: vitamin transport; transmembrane transport. NCBI's taxonomy places the organism in Eukaryota, Metazoa, Arthropoda, Insecta, Diptera, Drosophilidae. Gene Ontology annotation, molecular function: vitamin transmembrane transporter activity. The record is from RefSeq and is a predicted model, not a curated record.